This is a messenger RNA of Ambispora gerdemannii, 926 nucleotides long. The record is from the annotation of a GenBank genome assembly. NCBI's taxonomy places the organism in Eukaryota, Fungi, Glomeromycota, Glomeromycetes, Archaeosporales, Ambisporaceae.
GUGAUCAAGGUGAGCUUGUGGGGAGAAUCUUGUGUUUGUUGGCAGUUGACAAGGCAAUUCAAUCGAAAUAUGAAUGCUGGAACAUGUACCUUCAGCCUAUUACUGUGCAAGAAUUUCUUGAUGCACUGGUUGGUUCACAGGCCUUUGAAAAGCUCAACGCAGUGCUUGAUGAACAAGCCAACGGCAAUAAUUCUGUAAUGCUUCGCAAUAGUAAGAUCAGGUUCAACCACUUUGUAUAUGUUAGCUUUACACCCACAAGGAUGAACCUCGUUAACUUCUUCUUUCGUGGUGCAGCAAUAUUGUGUAAGCGCAAUCAAAAAGGAACAGAUCUGAUCAUUCCAAUUGCCAUGGUCCAGGAUGAUGAAACUCCGAUUACAGAGAAUAACCUAUCAUUCAUCAAUAUUCAAGUCAGAAAUCGAGAGGCUGAUGGCCAGCCAACUGGUGAUGAUUAUCAGCUAAAGAAUAAACAACAAGAAAGCGAGCCAGUUUUUAAACGACAAAAGACAGAUAAUAUAUUCAAACAGACAGCUCGUUAUAUUGGAAUUGACAGCAGCAUACCUUUCCCAUUACCCUAUCUUAGCAUUUAUAUGAGUCUUGGUGUGGCAUCUGAAGGCAUAGAGUUCCAGUAUAUGUUAGACAUUGGGGUGAAAACACGCACAGAUGUCAAGGAGAGGAUGGGACAUUUGAGCAUUUAUGGACUCUCCAAGAGUGUGUAUGCAUGUCUUAAUGACAAAGAUAGUGAUGUAGAACUAUUAUUGCACAAAUUGUUGAUUUCAUAUGUUGAUCCUGUUGAAAAAGAAGAUGGCGUUCUGUGGGUUGGACACCAAGCCAGUGAUAAAUGGGUUCAACAAUGCAAGCAAAUUGUGAAGAACAUGGAGCUUUUACGAUAUGAGCAAGGUAUGUCAGAACAUUUGUUUGCAAUUUAG